Micropterus salmoides (largemouth bass) is the source of this 2371-nucleotide messenger RNA. Its product is annotated as gastrula zinc finger protein XlCGF48.2-like. The coding region runs from base 412 to 2082 and encodes 556 amino acids. NCBI's taxonomy places the organism in Eukaryota, Metazoa, Chordata, Actinopteri, Centrarchiformes, Centrarchidae. Gene Ontology annotation, biological process: regulation of transcription by RNA polymerase II. The transcript is spliced from 3 exons. The record is from RefSeq and is a predicted model, not a curated record. Gene Ontology annotation, molecular function: RNA polymerase II cis-regulatory region sequence-specific DNA binding; DNA-binding transcription factor activity, RNA polymerase II-specific.
GCUAACUUUUCCGUUACCGUAAGAUGCAGCCGGAGUUCAGCAGCAGAGCCUGCAUGUGAGGAUCAACGUGUUUAAGUGGACUCUGUUUAAACUUUCGGGAUGUUUCACCUCAGACUCAUCUCCUGUUAGCCAAGAAUGCUAAAGGACGUUAGCUUGUUAGCAGGAAGUAGCCGGAGCCGGAGCUCGGCCUCACAGUCGGAGCAGCUUCCAUAGAGACCAAACUGUGUUUUUCACGGAGCCCAAAUGUCCAAAUGUCCAGAUAGAGCUGUCUGAAUAGACUCUGUGCUGUUCCCUUUAUCUGAACAUGUUUAACAUCUGAAUUAUCUCCCGCUGUCCUACGAAGCUAAUGCAGUUAGCUUAGCUUGCUAGCUGGAAACAGUCUGGAGGAAAAGCUGCUGUGAAUCAGUAAAAAUGUCUAAAGUGGAGAACGAGGAGGAACUUUGUGGACAACGCAAACUACUGGACGCUGUUUUCAAGCCUGGAGCAGACGUCCAGCUGCUGUUGGUGAGUAAAGAAGAGGUUCCCCCUGAGCAGCAGGAGUGGCGCCCCAGUCUGGACCAGGAGGACCCCCCAGAGCCCCCACACAUAAAGGAGGAGUGGAGCCCCAGUCUGGACCAGGAGGACCCACCAGAGCCCCCACACAUAAAGGAGGAGUGGAGCCCCAGUCUGGACCAGGAGGACCCACCAGAGCCCCCACACAUAAAAGAGGAGUCAAGCCCAAGUCUGGACCAGGAGGACCCACCAGAGCCCCCACACAUAAAAGAGGAGUCAAGCCCAAGUCUGGACCAGGAGGACCCACAAUCACCCACACAUAUUAAAGAGGAACAGGAGGAACUCUGUACCCGUCAGGAGGGAGAGCAGCUUCAAGGGCUGGAGGAGGCUGAUAUCAUCAAGUUCACAUUCACUCCUGUUCUUGUGAAGAGUGAAGAAGACGAUGAAGAGAAACCUCAGUCCUCACAGCUUCAUCAAAGACUCACUGAACAGAUGAAGACAGAAGCUGAUGGAGAGGACUGUGGGGAACCAGAACCAGACAGAAAUGUAGAUCCAGAUAGACAUUUACAAACAGCGACUGAUGACAAGACAUCACACUCCUCUGAACCUGAGACUGAUGACAGUUGUGAUUGGAAGGAGAUCAAGGAGCCUCAGUCAGGUUCAAACCCUCUGCAAAAUAACAGUGGAUGUAACACUGGUGAGAAAUCAUUUAGCUGCUCUGAGUGUGGUAAACGAUUCCGUUAUAACUCAAAGCUAAAGAGACACAUGAGAAUUCAUACAGGAGACAAACCCUUUAGUUGCUCAGUUUGCAGUAAAAGAUUUAAUCAGAGGGUAAAUCUGACACACCACAUGGCGCUCCACACGGGGGAGAAACGAUACAUCUGCAGUGUUUGUGGCAGAAGAUUCACUUGGUCUUAUCAGCUCAAAAACCAUCUAUGUGUUGGUCGUCAGUCCUCAGAGCUUCAUCAAAGAUUAACUGAACAGAAGAAAACAGAAGCUGACGGAAGGGACUGUGGAGGACCAGGACCAGCCAGGAACCAGGAUGAUGUGGAAUGCAAUAACAGAAAAACAUCAAGUAGCGCCUCUGAAUAUUCUACAAGCUUUGGCCAUGAGGGACAUCUGCAAAAACACAAUGGAAUCCAAACAGAAGAGCUGUUUAGUUGCUCAGUUUGUGGCAAAGGCUACUACAAGAAGAACUCCCUAAGGAGUCAUAUGAGACUUCAUUCAGAAGAAAAAUGUUUCAGCUGCUCCGUUUGUAAAAAAACAUUUCGAUGGAGAGGAGAUGUUGUAAAGCACAUGAGAACACACACAGGGGAGAAACCCUUCAGUUGUUCUGUUUGUGGUAAAGGAUAUCCCAGGAAGAACUCCUUAUUGACUCACAUGAGACUUCAUUCAGAAGGAAAACGUUUCAGCUGCUCAGUUUGUAAAAAAACUUUUCAAGAUCCAAUACGUAAGUCCUGUUGUGUGUCCUGCGAGUCACAUGCUACACUUUCUAAAGAGAGCCAGCCACUCAACAAGAUGAAGAUUAUCCUUAUCAUGGGUUACCUAGGAGACGGACCACAGAGCGCUUCCACCUACCAAGCAGACUAAGAGAGGAAGAGUUUGACUUUCAAUAAUCCCAUAUAUGUCUUAUGUGGUGUAAUAUUUUCCACUAAGUGUACCGGUGUUUUAUAUAAUUAACAUCUGUGAGAUUUUGGCUCAUGCAUGCUGCUUUUCCAUGAGAAGUGAGUUUAAACCGUGGCUCACGGCUGAGAAGGUGUUUUCUCAUAGACUCUACAUUUAUUCUCUAGCUUUCAAUGUUUAGCCUGUUUUUCUUGGACUCUUUAAUCCCCCUUCUGCCCUUCAACCGAAUCACUCGCACUUGUUUCAAUAAAUAUCA